CCUAUAAGCUCGUUUAUUCCUUGAGGAUAUACUGAUUAUACUCUAUCAAUCAUCAUCUUCCUCUCUCUAGUUUUCUCUCAAUCUAUUAUUCUCCCCGGAGAAAAGUAGUCAACGGUCAGCGCGAUCUCCAACGAGUUUCAAAUCGGAAAAAUAUAGCUGAGAUUUGUGUAUUGGAAUUAAAGUCAACGGGUGAAUACGCGUCGAGGAUAGGCUCUGGUCUUACUUUGCGUACUCUUAAUUUCUUAGUCUUGGACUUUCUUUGGGGCUUCCUUGUAGCUCCAGAUCCUUAAUUUGUGGGUCAAAAAAAUCAAGCUGGGUCUUUCUCUGAUGAGAUGAAUUUAGAAUUCUAGGGUUUCCUUUUUAAUCUAAGAAGUUGUAAUGGAACGAAGAUUGAUGAUACCUGGAUUCUUUUGGCUGGUUCUGGUUUUCGAUUUGGUUCUCAGAACAUCAGGCAACGCCGAAGGUGAUGCUCUGAGUGCUCUGAAGAAUAGUUUAUCCGAUCCUAACAAGGUGCUUCAGAGUUGGGAUGCUACUCUUGUUACCCCUUGUACUUGGUUUCAUGUUACUUGCAAUAGUGACAACAGUGUUACCCGUGUUGACCUUGGGAAUGCCAAUCUAUCUGGUCAGCUUGUUAUGCAGCUUGGCCAGCUCCCAAACUUGCAGUACUUGGAGCUUUAUAGCAAUAACAUUACUGGGCCAAUCCCAGAGCAGCUUGGGAAUCUGACUGAACUAGUGAGUUUGGAUCUUUACCUGAACAAUCUAAGCGGCCCCAUCCCAUCAUCUCUCGGCCGACUACAGAAACUCCGUUUCUUGCGUCUGAAUAACAAUAGCUUAUCUGGGGAAAUUCCAAGGUCUUUAACUGCUAUCUUGUCGCUGCAAGUUCUGGAUCUCUCAAACACUCGUCUCACUGGAGAUAUUCCUGUCAAUGGUUCCUUUUCACUUUUCACACCCAUCAGUUUUGCCAACACCAAUUUGACUCCUCUCCCCGCUUCUCCGCCACCUCCCCUCUCUCCUACACCGCCAACACCUGCAGGGAAUAAUAGAAUUACUGUAGCAAUUGCGGGAGGAGUUGCCGCAGGUGCUGCGCUUCUAUUUGCUGUUCCGGCCAUUGCUCUUGCUUUGUGGCGAAGGAAAAAACCACAGGAUCACUUCUUUGAUGUACCAGCUGAAGAGGACCCAGAGGUUCAUUUAGGACAACUCAAGAGGUUUUCAUUACGUGAACUACAAGUUGCUUCGGAUAACUUUAGCAACAGGAACAUACUGGGUAGAGGUGGUUUUGGUAAAGUCUAUAAAGGACGGUUAGCUGAUGGUACUUUAGUGGCGGUUAAAAGAUUGAAAGAGGAGCGUACCCAAGGUGGAGAACUACAGUUCCAGACCGAGGUUGAGAUGAUCAGUAUGGCGGUUCAUAGGAACUUGCUUCGGCUUCGUGGUUUUUGCAUGACUCCAACAGAAAGAUUGCUUGUUUACCCCUACAUGGCUAAUGGAAGUGUUGCCUCCUGUUUAAGAGAUCGUCCGGAGUCCCAGGCACCACUUGAUUGGCCAAAGAGACAGCGUAUUGCGUUGGGAUCGGCAAGGGGGCUUGCAUAUUUACAUGAUCAUUGCGAUCCAAAGAUCAUCCAUCGAGAUGUGAAAGCUGCAAAUAUAUUGUUGGACGAGGACUUUGAAGCCGUGGUCGGUGAUUUUGGGCUCGCAAAACUCAUGGACUACAAAGACACACAUGUGACAACCGCAGUGCGUGGUACAAUUGGUCAUAUAGCCCCUGAGUAUCUUUCUACAGGAAAAUCAUCAGAGAAAACCGAUGUGUUUGGUUAUGGAGUCAUGCUUCUUGAGCUGAUUACUGGACAAAGGGCUUUUGAUCUUGCGCGCCUAGCUAAUGACGAUGAUGUCAUGCUACUAGACUGGGUGAAAGGGUUGUUGAAAGAGAAGAAGUUGGAAGCGCUAGUAGAUGUGGAUCUUCAGGGUAAUUAUAUAGACGAAGAAGUGGAGCAGCUGAUCCAAGUAGCUCUGCUCUGCACUCAGAGCUCACCAAUGGAGAGACCCAAAAUGUCUGAAGUUGUGAGAAUGCUUGAAGGAGAUGGUUUAGCUGAGAGAUGGGAAGAGUGGCAAAAGGAGGAAAUGUUCAGACAAGAUUUCAAUUACCAAAACUAUAACCAACCAAACACUGCCUGGCUCAUAGGAGAUUCCACUUCCCACAUCGAAAACGAUUACCCAUCUGGUCCAAGAUAAGAUUUGUAACACUAAUGCUCUAUCUGUUUUUAUUUUUCUUCUGUAUUUAUUGAGGGGUUUAGUUUCUGCUGCUCCAUAUUAUUGGGUUCUUUAGUGAGUACAUGCAUGAGAAAAUCAGAAAAAUCAAAUUGGGUUUGUAAGUUAUAUGAAACGGGAUUCGAAUGUUGUUGAAAGGUAAAUCCCAAAACAUGACUUAAAAAGUUAAUUCUCAAGGAUUGUGGUGACGUGAUUUACA
Eruca vesicaria subsp. sativa (arugula) is the source of this 2461-nucleotide messenger RNA. Lineage: Eukaryota; Viridiplantae; Streptophyta; Magnoliopsida; Brassicales; Brassicaceae. The record is from the annotation of a GenBank genome assembly.